AUGACUUAUCACCUGACCCAGGCGAUGUCAGGGCACGGAUGCUUCCGCAGCUAUCUUGCAAAAAUGAAUCGGGCCGACGACAGUUACUGCGGCUAUUGCAUGGACCCGGACGACACGGCCGAGCACACUGUGUUCGCCUGUCCAAGGUGGCUGGAUGAUCGAGCCCGAUUAACAGAAAUACUUAGGAGACCUCCAAACGCCGGCGACGUGGAAGACAUCUUGUGCGGUCCCCCUCCGGUUGACCUGGCCGACGAUUCCGCCGCCAGGGAAAGACUGAUUCAGCAGGCUAAAACGAGCCGCCACGUUCUCACAACCAUGAUCGAAUCCAUCAUGGCCACUAAGGAGGAAGACGAACGCGAAGACCAGGCACACCACAGAGCUGCAUUAAAUAGGAGAAGAGGGCAUUAG
This is a messenger RNA of Myzus persicae (green peach aphid), 408 nucleotides long. RefSeq lists its product as uncharacterized. Bases 1 to 408 code for a protein of 135 amino acids. Lineage: Eukaryota; Metazoa; Arthropoda; Insecta; Hemiptera; Aphididae. The record is from RefSeq and is a predicted model, not a curated record. The transcript has a single exon.